CAGAAGGCUCCAAAUUUGAAAGCGGGAGCUGAGGCUGCGAGGAUGAACAUGCAGCGGAAAGGAAGGCUGGAAGCCGGGGCCUGGAGCUGAACCUGAGUGUGCGGCCCUUUGUAGGAGUUAAACUAUCUGACAGAGUCACUAGACGAGCUUUCUUCUCUUGGAGGUCUUUGUGCAGUGAACCAAGGGCCCACAUGAGCAGAGCAAUGCAGUGCACUCCUAAAUCAAAUGUCAACCUACAGAGCUACAAAGGCCAGCACUGCUAUGAGGACUGCUCUGACAGCGGAUACUCGGGUUGGUUCCAGAGCCCACAGAGCAUCAGCGGGGGGGACAUCUCUGGGUCUCUGUCUCCAUCAGAAAUCUGCGAAACUCCUAAAGAGAACCUCCGGCUUCAUGUCACCCCUAAGGAGCAGAGCAGAGGACCGGUUAGGGUUUUGGGGAGAGACAACAGAGAAGCAGCAUCAGUAGGGAGCUGGUGUGAAACGCCGAAGCUAAACAGAAGGGGACCUUUACUGCGCCACAAGCUUCUAACAAGCAAACCCGCCUUGGUGAAAACUGAUGGGACGGGACCAACAUUCCCCUCGAAUGCAGAGUCCUGUUUGAGUAAGAGACCUGAACACUGGCUCAGUGCAUCAUUUAACUCUCUGGAUCUAACAACCGACGGGGCCACGGGCGGUUCAAACAUGGGUCACGACGCGGCGAUGUCCGGCAGGAAACGGCGGCUCCUCUUCUCGCAGAUGAGGACCUCCACCCGUGAAGACGGCAAACCCGACACCUGCAUGUUCUCCUUCGAGGGAGGCGUCGUCUCGGAAGCAGAUUUCGGGGGGAGCAUUUCCUUGAACCCGCUCAAUGCAGAAACUCCACGUCGUGACAAAUUGUUCCCCAUGUUAACCAGCGAAAACCUUCAAUCCCCAUUGAACAGUGAAAAUGAUGACAGCGGCAGUCUCAUCUACACGCCAUUGUUUACUCAAACCCCGAAAGACAUCAGGUCUGUCUGUGAGGACAGUGGUUUCAGCUCCUUAACGCUUGACAAAUCUCAAGAUUCUUCAGUGGACCAUGACGGCUCGUUCCAGGAGCUUCUUGGCUCCGCCUCCAAAGGAAUCAAUGGGACCCCAAAUCUGAAUGCAAAGAGACCCUCCCGUUUGCAGCGCCACCAUCGGCUUUCUACCCUUAAAGAAGGCGGAUCUCAGUCUGAGGAAGACUCAGGAAACCGGCGACAUGAAGAACGCCCUAAAAAUAGCAGCCAUUCUAAUGAUGACGUUUUUGCAGAAGUUACGCCCUGCAGCAAAAUGUCUGAUAGAUGUUUUAACAGCCUGAUUUUUGCCAAAAACGACUCAAACACCCCAUUAAGUGCCUCUUCAUCCAAGCUUGAGAAAGCAUCACCUCAGUGCGCAGACCCUGCUCCUCCAGCCAUGACUCCACUCAGGACGUCCCCAGCUGACCUGUCUCUGACUCCGGCCUUGCAGCUAGUCCAUGCUAUCUGCCAGCAGAGGGUCCAGAGAUCUGGUCAAAGUCCAAGUCUGAGGGAAGAGCUGAAGCUCACAGCAGCACUUGUUGAGACUCCAGUGAUGUUCAGGACCACCAUGCCUUUAGCGGGGAUGAUCGGCAGGAAGAUGGGCCUGGGGGAGCUGGAUAUCCUCACAGAGCUGAAGAAGAGGAACCUCAGGCACAUCCUGGCGAAUAUUUUCAGCAAGCUGAACCCUGAGUGUCUCUACAGAUGUGGGCUAGUUUGCAAAAGUUGGAAUGAAAUGAUCCAUCAGGACCACCACGCUAGUCUUAGGAGAAUGAUCUACAUGAGGGAACUGGAGGAAGCUCUUGAGGUAGUUUGGUUUAUUUGGCUUCAAACUAAUCACAGGUGUUUUUAUGUCAUUCUUAGGGUCCUGCCACAACUUGCCGAUUUAGCCAGCAUAUGCCCGACCUCCCAGAAUCUCCUAAAAUGCUGGCAUACUCUGAACUUUCUAGUUUUUCAAUUUUGGGCGUAUAGAGUAGUCAUAAGGAGUCCCGAGCUUUUGUCAGCCUAA
Cyprinodon variegatus (sheepshead minnow) is the source of this 2018-nucleotide messenger RNA. RefSeq names its product F-box protein 43 (gene fbxo43). NCBI's taxonomy places the organism in Eukaryota, Metazoa, Chordata, Actinopteri, Cyprinodontiformes, Cyprinodontidae. The record is from RefSeq and is a predicted model, not a curated record. The transcript is spliced from 4 exons. Gene Ontology annotation, biological process: regulation of mitotic nuclear division; negative regulation of meiotic nuclear division. Gene Ontology annotation, molecular function: protein binding. Gene Ontology annotation, cellular component: nucleus. The coding region runs from base 192 to 2018 and encodes 608 amino acids.